Molecule: messenger RNA, 5198 nt
Organism: Cuculus canorus (common cuckoo)
Lineage: Eukaryota; Metazoa; Chordata; Aves; Cuculiformes; Cuculidae
Gene: ZC3H7A
Product: zinc finger CCCH-type containing 7A
Exons: 23
Coding region: 510-3434 (974 amino acids)
Biological process (GO): miRNA processing
Molecular function (GO): metal ion binding; protein binding; miRNA binding
Source: RefSeq, a predicted model, not a curated record
GCCGCGGCGCGGAAGGAGCAGGUAGGGGCUGCGCGGCCGCGGGGAACGGCCCGGGGCCCGCGGGGCCGCCGCUCCGGCGCGGGGCUCGGUGUCGGGCGCUGUCGGAGCUGCAGGGCGCGAACAAAGGCGGCGGCGCGGGGCGCGCUCGGCCCCGGGAGCGGGCGGCGGGGCAAACCCCGCCCGGUCCGAAGCACUCGGGGCCGCGGUCGCCGCGUACCGGCGGGUGUUUCUGCCGUCCCUGUUCUUACCGAGAGUCGUAACGGCGUCACGGGAAGUGAAAUACGAAAACACCCGUAAGACUGCCAGCUGCGGUCGUCACAACCGAGUGCUGGAGCUCCUCUCGGUGUAAACUCUGGAUAAUCUGGGUCUGUUCAUAAACCGCUCCUCCAUCACUUUGAAUUUUGUAUCGGCUCUUUACUAAAAUGCCCGAGGGAACCGUAAACCGAAGUCUUCCAGCCCUUCUCCGUAGUUUCGAGUGGCAUCUCUGAAAAGUGGAUGUUCAGGAUAACAUGUCCAAUGUGUCGGAAGAGAGAAGCACUAGACAACAGGACAUUAAGAAAGGACUCCAGUUUAUAGAAUCUACUUUGCCCUAUCCAGGGACGCAAGAACAAUAUGAGUUAUUUAUACAAGAGCUCGUUAGAAAUCUUUUUAAUGAAGGGAAUGAUGUAUAUCGAGAAGGUGAUUGGAGAGGAUCACUGAGUCACUAUACAGAAGCUAUAAACAUCGCUAAUUAUGCUAAUUCUGAAGAAAUCCAAGUUUCUGAUGACAUUUUAGAGAAGCUGCACGUGAACAGGAUAGCAUGCUUUUCAAAUAUGGGUUUGCAUGACAAAGUUCUGGAAGACUGUGAGAUAGCAUUAAGAUUGAAUGAAAACAAUUUCAGAGCCCUCUAUCGAAAAGCAAAAGCUUUGAACGAGCUAGGAAGUUAUAAGAAGGCUUAUGAUGCUGUAGCAAAAUGUUCUCUUGCUGUGCCACAGGAUGAAAGUGUGAUUAAGCUUACCCAAGAUCUAGCUCAAAAACUAGGGUUAAAAAUAAGGAAAGCCUAUGUAAGAGCAAAGCCACCCUCCUCAAAUUUGGUUUCUAGUGAUGUAUCAAUUCAGAAUUCUUCUUCUUCUUCUAUAGAAGAUAUUGAGUUAGAUUUAUCUGACCAGAAGGAAGAGAUUGUUUCUGCUGCUUCUUCGUCAGAUUUUGUUUCUGAAGUGACUAAAGUGUCAUCAGUACCUGUACCAUCUUUAUCUUCCGUUAUGCCUCUUCCAGUGGAAAAGGUGUCUUUGCCUUCUGCAAUGUUGGCAAAUGGAGGCACUGUUUCUUUCUCUAUGCCAGAAGCAUGUUUGGAUUGUGGAGAUGGAGAUAUAAUUAUUGGCGAAGAACUUGAUGAAUUACUUGAUUCUGUGCCUGAUCCAGAUGAAAGUGUAAUGCAAACUACAGGAGGCAGAGGACCUAUUCCUGCUGGAAGUGUAGCUUCUAGCGUACCUUUCUCUGCCUCUUUGUUGGGGACACUGCCUGUUAGUGCGGGAUUUGUUUCUUCACCUUCUCUCUCAGAAAUCUUUUCACAGCCUUUGGCUUCUUCACUGGAAAAUUUUUGCUCACCAUUAAGUACCUUUUCAAUCAGUGACCCAAAAAGAGAACUCUCAAGUUCAUCUUCCAGGGAUGGAACACCAACACUUAGCAGCAAUAAUUCCCCAUUGUUUAUAAAUGGCCCUAGUAGUUUAUUUGCGUCGGAAAAUUACAUGGGAAUUGCAGGCCAAAGUAGAAACGACUUUUCAAAUGUUUUUAGCAGUGCAACUGCUAAUAUACCUGUAUCUUCAGCAUUGGUGGGAAGAAACCCAUUAGAAGGCACACAUGAACUGAGACAGGCCUGCCAGUUAUGCUUUAUCAAAAAAGGUCCCAAAUUACUGGAUUACGCUUACCAUCCCAAUUUAGAACAUAAAUGUAAGAAGGAUAUUCUAAUUGGCAGAAUAAAAAACUCUGAAGAUAAAUCGUGGAAAAAAAUACGUCCAAGACCAACAAAGACACAGUAUGUGGGACCAUAUUAUAUAUGUAAAGAUGUUGCUGCUGAAGAGGAAUGCAGAUAUCCAGGUCACUGUACGUUUGCGUAUUGUCAAGAGGAGAUUGAUGUGUGGACGCUGGAGCGCAAAGGAGCCUUUAGUCGAGAAACUCUUUUUGGAGGAAAUGGAAAGAUCAAUUUGACUGUUUCUCGACUUCUUCAAGAACAUCAUGGAUUAUUUAUGUUUCUUUGUGAGAAAUGUUUUGAUCACAAACCCAGAAUAAUAAGCAAAAGGAACAAGGAUAACUCGUCAUCUUGUUCUCACCCUGCUAUGCAUGACUUUGAAGAUAACAAGUGCCUUGUCCACAUUUUGCGAGAAACUAUGGUGAAAUAUUCCAAAAUCCGCCCUUUUCAAGUUCGAUGUCAGCUUGACCUGUGCAGACAUGAGGUACAUUAUGGCUGCUUACGAGAGGAUAAAUGCUUUUAUGCUCACAGUCUGGUAGAGCUUAAAGUCUGGAUAAUGCAAAAGGAAACAGGUAUUUCACAUGAUACUAUCGUUCAAGAAUCAAAGAAAUACUGGCAGAACAUGGAAGCUAGUGCACAUGGAUCACAGAUCCUUGGGAACCAAAUGAAAUAUGGAUCACUUAAUUUGAAGAUGAAGUUUGUUUGUGGUCAGUGCUGGAGAAAUGGUCAAGUUAAUGAGCCAGACAGAAACAGAAAAUACUGUAGUGCUAAGGCAAGACACCCAUGGACCAAAGAUCGCCGUGUGGUGCUAGUAAUGUCUAAUGAACGUAAAAAGUGGAUGACCAUUCGUCCUCUUCCUGCGAAGAAACAAGUGCCUCUGCAAUUUGAUUUGUGCAAUCAUAUUGCUUCAGGCAAGAAAUGUCAGUAUGAUGGAAACUGCUCAUUUGCUCACAGUCCUGAGGAGAGAGAGAUGUGGACCUAUAUGAAGGAGAAUAGCAUUCAAGACUUGGAGCAGUUGUAUGACAUAUGGCUAAAAAGUCAAAAACCAGAAAAAGGAGAUGAUACAGCUGCUCAGGGAAACAAAGAAAAUGGGAAGCAAAUCCACAUGCCAACUGACUAUGCUGAAGUUACAGUGGAUUUUCACUGUUGGAUGUGUGGGAAGAACUGUAAUAGUGAAAAGCAAUGGCAAGGUCACAUUUCUUCUGAAAAGCAUAAAGAGAAGGUUUUUCACACUGAGGAUGAUCAAAACUGCUGGCAGUAUCGCUUUCCAACUGGAUAUUUUAGCAUUUGUGAUAGAUAUAUGGCUGGUACUUGCACUGAAGGGAACAACUGUAAAUUUGCCCAUGGAAAUGCUGAACUCCAUGAGUGGGAAGAACGAAGACAAGUUUUAAGAAUGAAGCUCAGCAAAGCAAGAAAAGAUCACUUGAUUGCUCCCAGUGAUAAUGACUUUGGAAAAUAUAGUUUUUUGUUUAAAGAUUUAAACUAAUACUGAGAUGACACAUACAUGUUAUCAGGUGGAAGCAUAAACCAGAAAAUUUGACAAUAAUAAAAAGCAUGUGACAGAAAAGCUGCAGGUUCUCUGCUUUUAUUGGCAAAUAUUGUUCCUCCUGAACAGCAAAAUAUAGUAGAUUUAGGGGGAUUGAGCAGACCUGUCUAUGCUCUCAUGAAACAGAACGGUGAUUAAAAAAAAUCUGAGGUAUUAUGUGCUUACUCACCUUCUGUUGGACAGAAAGUUAGGAAAUAGAAGAGGGGGAAGAGAGGUUAUAAUGUCUAGCAAGCCCCCUAGUAUCAGUCCUUCAGCUGAAAAACUUUUAACGUAUCAAGGUAUUACAAAACUGUGUUACGGGCUAAGAAGAAAAUGAUGGAUGAAAAUUCUUCAGAUCUUUUAAUGGAGAGGAUUUGUUUAAAACAAAGUUUGCUACUUAUCUAUAUGUAGGUUGCUAAAAAGGAUUUUCUUAUCAAAGAUUUUAAACAAAAUAACCAUUUAACAGCAAUAUAUGUUGAAUGGGUAUUUUCUCUAUUUGUAUGUUUCAAUAUAAUUUACUGAAAAAGGAUCUUGGGAAGAAAAAAUGUAUUAAUUUUUGAAAAUGAAGUAGUGAAAAUUCUGUUUCUUGGUCUUUGCUGUUUAAAUGAUUUUGAAAGAUUACACUUGUAUGUCAGUAUUGUGUAUUAUUGUAUGGACUAAUAUUGCCUGUAAUAAAGAGAACUUUACACAAAGCUGUUUUCUGCAUGUAGCCUCUCAGGAUUGAGAUUUUGUAAAAAAAACCAAUGAUUUGCCUCUUAGCAAAAGCUUGAGCACCUGUAGCUAAAAUUGUGAUAAGUUGGUAUUUGUGUCUCCAGCUGCUUGUUAGCGGUUUUCUGUAUUGUCGUUAAUUCUUUGCAUCACUGAAACAACAAAAAUGACCAAUCUAACUCUGGAAGCAGACAGGCUGUGUUUUCAGCCCUGUGACUGGCACCCUCUCAGCUGCUGAGUGAGUGUUUUUUCUAGUUGCAUUUCCUGCAGACCACAGGAAAUGGAAAACCCUUCCUGGCUGAGGUGAUUUCUGACUGACGUGCCUUCCGGCUUGACAGUGGCUGUAGCUUCUGUUGCAUUUUGGCUUCUCUGCAGAUUGUGCUUUCUUUGUAAGUUCACUUAAUUUUUGGUUGUUUUCUUUUUUUUACCCUAAGCUGCUUUCAGUCAUUCAUUCAAAACAGGUAAAACUAAGUUUCUCUCCCCCCCCUCCAUGGUCUGCUUCUCCCUCCUCCUGUAUUUUUCUCUGUUACUGGCUGACCUUAUGUCAUUAGAAGAGCUUUAAGAAUGAGACUGGUAGUUUGAAUGUAGUCAUAGGCCAUCUGUCGUGUAUGUAAGAGGUGUUGAACCAAAGUUCAAAGCGAUGCCCAUGCACACAGCAAGCCUGGAGGCCGCGUCCCUUUCCGUUCACAAAAUACAAGCACAACGCGUGUGAGAACAUGGGCUGAUACUUUGGCCAAGGCUCCGGGAGCACCUUCCAGGCUGGGCUGAGGUACAUCGAGCUGGCGUGUGGUGGAUGCACCAAGUUAGCUUGGUGCAGGAAAUGUCACCUGAUUAUUUACAUUGUUUGUAACGCACUGAGCUUGAACUGGGGGCGACGAGCACUUGUUUCUGUGAUAAAGCCUGACUGUAUCGUGUGCCUUUCGGAAUUGUUUUCUGAAUUCUAAUGCUGUCAUUGUUCAGUGUAAGUGCUCUGUACAUAUUGGAACUAACUCUAGACAGUACUAAACAUGUAAUCCU